AUGUCAUCUUCUUCUACUCAUAGACAGAGAUCAUCCUCUGUCAAUUCAGUGUCUUCAAAUCAUUCAAUGACCUCAUCGAUAUUAUUCCCACCCCCACCCCCACCAUUCCCAUUCCCACUAUCACAACUGACGCCUCCAAUACUUCAACACUCCACAUCUACUAAUAGCACUACCACCAAUGCUAAUGCUAAUACUACUACUACUCCGACAACUCUACAAGCAUCGAUGUUUCCAACACCAAUCAACACAUCAAUAAUAAAUCCAUCACAUAUAACUCAUCUUGCACCAACACCAACCACUGUUCGUAGUCUUUCGAUUGUAAGUUUAGAAAGCCCCCGGAAUUCAAUUAUAUCAUUUGAUGAUUGUAAUUAUAUACGACCCACUCGUAAUAAUAGUUCUGCAAGUUUAGCAUCUUUAAAUAGUACUCAACAUACAACAACAGUCACAACCUCGGCAUUGACUAAUCAUCCUAUAAAUACUGCAAGUGGAUCAAUUUCUGCAAAUUCAUAUACUGUAACUACUCCGGCUAUACUUCCGAGUAGCACAAGUACAAUGACAGGUAUAACAUCUGACAAUGGAACUGGUACUGGCGGUAAUAAUAAUCGCGUCAGACAACAUCAUCGGACUUCAAGUGUACUUUUAUCUGACGAAGAUUCGGAAUUGGAUAGUCAUACUCCGACAAGAAAUAUCUUACAUCCAGUGUUUAGAUUAAAGAGAAAGAAUAGUAAAGAAGAAAAUCAAUUAUUACAAUUAAAGAGAGAUUUUAAAUUAAGAUUUGAUGAGUUGUUAUUGUCAUCGACAACUUCAACAACAGCUUCUGCUUCAAUGAAUUCAAAUCAAUCUUCUCCUACUACGUUAUUACCCACAUCUCCAUCAACUGCAUUACAUCCAUCAUCUCAUCACAACCACCUCAGCCAACAUAUAAAUGACAGCCCGAGGUCUAAUGCAGUUGUAGUUGCACCAAAACUUCAAGACCUAAAACCAAUAUCACUAUCAGAUCCAGCCGUGGCUCCAACCACAAACCCAGCCCAACCUGCGACAUCCUCCUCCACCACCUCCACCUGCACCGCCACAUCCAAGAAAAAGACAAAAUCAAACAGUCUAAUCCAACAAUCAAUGUUCAUAAAACGAAAACUAGCAAUCUCAAAAGACCUCCAAAUGGAACUAUCCACUACUGCGACCGCAACCACUCCGAACACCCACCCAACCAUGUCUCCUCCAUUAUUACCGACAUCUAUAUCAUCACCAGGGGUUAUUUCUAUCCCACAUUUGAACCAACUCACCGAUUCGAAAUUGAUCGUGGCCAAGAAACCAGUGGUGGCGACAGGAGUAGGAGUAGUAGGUCAACAACAUCAGCCGGUGAUGCAGACUUUGUCACAACAGAAUGAACUUAUUAAUAAAUUGAAUCGCAAGUGGAAUAAGGCGAUCAUGAACCCGAGUGGAAAAGAUGAUGAUGAGGGAGAGGUUGCGGGUAUAAAGAAACUGACUAAGAAUUUGAGGAAACGAUCAAGACGAAUUCUGUUUGAUGCGGAUGAUGAGGAAGUAGGAGUAGAUGAUGAUGAUGACGGGUAUUAUGGUAGUUAUGAAUAA
Molecule: messenger RNA, 1590 nt
Organism: Hemisphaericaspora subhashii
Lineage: Eukaryota; Fungi; Ascomycota; Pichiomycetes; Serinales; Debaryomycetaceae
Exons: 1
Coding region: 1-1590 (529 amino acids)
Source: RefSeq, a predicted model, not a curated record